Messenger RNA from Clonostachys solani, 1851 nucleotides. The record is from the annotation of a GenBank genome assembly. Lineage: Eukaryota; Fungi; Ascomycota; Sordariomycetes; Hypocreales; Bionectriaceae.
AUGCUACCGGAAGAGUCCCCCGAUACCACGUCCCCGAUGGAUCUGAUUACAGCUCAAGGUGAAUCGACCGCAUUUGACCAGCUCGGCCAUGCUGCAAUAGAUCGCCGUUUGACACCUGAGAAAAGAGACAUGGAUUCACAAAGUGAAGCAUCCCUGUCUCUUGGGACAGAUCGCUCCCAAUGCCACGCCAUCAAUAUCACCCGCUUGCCCCAAGAGAUCCUGAGCGGCAUUUUUGGAUUCUUCCAGCACCCAGCUACCGACGGGAAAAGGAUAGACCUGGAAUCCAUCAAAACACGAUUCAGCAAGGAUCAGCACAAGGACAUUCAGAACUUGCGGCUUGUGUGCCAACUUUUCAACACGUUGGCGUCUACGCUGCUGGUGCCCGUCAUCCGUGUUGAAGUAGACCAGCCAUCCCUCGACCGUGUGCUGGCUCUUCUGAAAAAUCCGCUCAUCGCCGCUGGAGUUCUUGCCAUUCAAGUAAAUCUCAGAUACCAUUUUAACGUCCUGGCGGUGGGAUUUUUGGAUUUCAUUAGAUACCGGACGAGCGAUACUCACCUCUGGGAGGAUUAUUUUCUCCAGCUUAGAAGUUCGGAACUACGAAAUGCGGAACUAUCUGGUCAGCCCGUUCCACAGGAGGUUCUUGAGAGGAAUGAUCUUAUGUGCCAAAGAAGCAGGGCCUUCGCUUUCGCGUGCCUGCAACACAUUGGCGAGCAAUCGCCUCAACACUUAAGGCUUAAAACUGUGGAUGAUGCACAGCUUGUUGAGCAAUACUACAGGAUUAUUCGUGUGGCGUAUGAAAACUACAAAAUAAAAUAUCAUGACCAGCAUCGCAUCGCAACAGAGAAGUUGCUUGUCAAGGCGUUGGCAAAGCUGGUAUCUCUCGCAAGCCGUCGGGUGUGCCUCAGCAUUUCUGACGGGGGCUGCAAUCGCGACCGCGGCUUGUUUCCAGACAAUCAAACCUUCAGUAAACAGCUUGAGGCACCGGACGGAUGGAGCGACUUUCGUCCACUAAGGGAGAAACCCAUUGAGGUUGACCUGGUCAGCCAGCUUAGCAUUAUUUGGGACCUUCCGAUCGCUAUUCAUGAAGCAGGGGGCGUCUUGGAUGGAUUUGAGCUCCAGCAUUUAGUCGCAGACAAAGACCACAGAGGCUACAGAAUGCUUUGUCCAGAGUCCUUGUCGCCAGGUGGGCACGACCUUGACCGAUUACGCGCUGCCUGCCAGCAUUUGACAAGAUUUCGAUUUGGAGGCCUGCAACACAGAAAGCAUCCUAAUGAAAGUGCCUCCAGAGAUUGGCAGAUAGGGAAUACUUCAAUCACCGACUUUUUGCAAAGCAUUCUCUCAAGCCGGCAGCUCGAGGAAGUCGAUAUGAGUGAGCCUUCGAAGACAUGUUCACACACACAUCUUUGGCGAGAUUCACGGCUCCUGGGCAAUGUCAUCUCGAAUCUGCAUUGCGCGCAUCUAAGAACUGUUUCGCUUGUGAAAAUAGGCAUGUCACAACGCCAGAUGCUAAGGAUGUUUCAGGGUCUGGGGCUGAAAAUUCGGCUCAUGUCGUUGGACAGUGUCUGGUUGACAGAUGGCAGUUGGGCACAAGUUCUUGACGCACUUCGACGGGCGUUCAACCGACCAGGGCUGAGGUCUAGGCCUAGGAUAUCCAUGACAAGGCUGAAGGGUGGCAAUACUGCAAUGCUAAGAAAGCAACUAGCUGAUGCCAAUGCCACAGUUGAAGGCCCAAGUACGCCAAGCGCGACAAUGGUCCGGGCUAUGGACCUCAAGUUGAUGGAACUGUUUCAAGCGUACAUCACAAGUGACCAGGAAACUGCCAAUCCAGGGCUUGGAAAUUCUGAACAGUGA